Molecule: messenger RNA, 1135 nt
Organism: Eucalyptus grandis
Lineage: Eukaryota; Viridiplantae; Streptophyta; Magnoliopsida; Myrtales; Myrtaceae
Product: structure-specific endonuclease subunit SLX1
Exons: 3
Coding region: 118-729 (203 amino acids)
Biological process (GO): double-strand break repair via homologous recombination
Cellular component (GO): Slx1-Slx4 complex
Molecular function (GO): crossover junction DNA endonuclease activity; 5'-flap endonuclease activity
Source: RefSeq, a predicted model, not a curated record
CGGACUACCCUCAAUUCAUCAAAUAACCGCAGGAAUCAACGGCCUGUCGCCGGCAACAGAGACGGGGCGUCCGAGGUUUCGGAAGUACGGUACGAUUGGGCAGGAGCUGUCAGCUGAAUGAAUCUGAAUCUGAAUCUGCCCAAGAUCGAUCUCAAGAUGACGAGGCUUCUCUCCAGGACAUUUCGAUCCGUCAAGCACCCCACCUCCGUUCCUACCAAAACCAGACCCCCUUCGAGAUCAUCAUCAUCAUCAUCGUCAUCCGCCGUGAAGCUCUCGGAAUCUUCGCCCUCGGCGUCUGCGUCGGCGAUUUCAAGAACGGGGUCGGAGCCCAUUUCGGGGGAUUCAAGAACAUGGUGCGUCUACCUCAUCCUCUCCACCAACCCACCAAUCAAGACUUACGUUGGCGUCACCACCGAUUUCCGUCGCCGUUUGAAGCAACAUAAUGGGGAACUUAGCGGUGGUGCCAAAGCAUCUCGAGCUGGAAGGCCAUGGGUCUGUGCCUGCCUUGUUCAGGGCUUCAAGGACCGAAGUGAAGCCUGUGUUUUUGAGUCAAAAUGGAAAAGUUUAUCAAGGAAACUACCUCGCCAGAGGUCAUGUGGUGACAUGGAAAAGCAAGCAGAAGAUAUCUCUCAGUUAUUGCUUCAGCAUAGACAAAUGGCUUUAGAUAGAGUUAAAGGUGAACUUGACUGCAGUCUUUUGGAAAUUGAUUGGAAAUUGAAUCUUACUUGAUUUCAUGGGUUGUCGCUUUCACCAAGGUACGGAAUGUUAAUAUGUCCGAAAUUAAGUUACAGCCCUAUGAAAUGGCUAGCAUGUUGUGAGACAUGUAAAUGCUAUUGGCAGGUGCAUGGUAUGCUGGUCUUUUAUUCUGUUUUACUUGUAACUUUAUGAUCAUUCAAACUGGCAAAAGGUAUGGGGUGAGAUUAUAGCCAAAAAGAUGUCCCUUUCAUACACAUUGUAAAGUGAAAUGAAUGAAGAAAAGGGUUUUUAAGGUUCCAUGUGGAGGGAAACUGUUUUCAUACCAUCUUUUCAAAUAAUUCUGUAUCUGCCCCCCAAUUGAACGCUUGAUUGUACUCCUUGUUUUGAGAAACUACUGAAAACAUCAUUGUUUAGAGGCAUAUAACUGGGCAUAUUUGAA